Stegastes partitus (bicolor damselfish) is the source of this 587-nucleotide messenger RNA. It is a transcript of the gene crip1, whose product is annotated as cysteine-rich protein 1. The coding region runs from base 109 to 342 and encodes 77 amino acids. Lineage: Eukaryota; Metazoa; Chordata; Actinopteri; Pomacentridae. Gene Ontology annotation, biological process: regulation of gene expression; intrinsic apoptotic signaling pathway in response to DNA damage. The transcript has 5 exons. The record is from RefSeq and is a predicted model, not a curated record. Gene Ontology annotation, molecular function: zinc ion binding.
GACGCAGCACAUCUGCACUUCACAGCGAGGCGUGGUCAGUCAGAGAACAGGUGGAGCAGCUGCAGGAUACCUUCAUUUCCUCCACAUUCACACAGACAGACAGACAAGAUGCCAAAGUGCCCAAAGUGCCAGAAGGAGGUUUACUUCGCUGAGAGGGUGUCAUCACUGGGAAAGGACUGGCACAGACCAUGUCUGAAGUGCGAGAAGUGCAACAAGACGCUGUCAGCUGGCUCACAUGCUGAGCAUGAGGGAAAGCCAUACUGUCACAAUCCCUGCUAUAGUGCACUGUACGGACCUGGAGGAUUCGGACGCGGCGGAGCCGAAAGUUACACAUAUAAAUAGACAGGUUCGGACCCCGCACUGAAAAUGUUGCCUGGAAACUAGAUGGAAGCUUGCUCAGAAGUCACAACAAAAACCAGCAAACAAACUGUGCUUUCAUCCAGAGGAAACAUUUUGUGUGCCCAUGCUUUUAUUUUAUGGGUUUAGAUUCUGUUUUCUGAUUUUGCACUCCCACCAUGAAAUGGUUGUCCUCUUCUCUCGUCCUGACAUUAAAGCGGGCGAUCUGAUUAAACGCUUUGUAAAACUUC